GAAACUAAAGCGAAGAAGAAGCUGACUGCAGCCCGUUUAAGUUAAAAUGGCGAACUUCGAACGCAGCAGGAGAGACCGCCGCGACGACGGAGGGCCGCUGGAGGAGGGAGGCAGAGUGAAAACUAAGCCUGUCUCUUGUAGCACGGUGGGCGGAGGAGCGAGCAAACUCAAACGCACAUCCCAGCAUCUUUCAUCUGAAGAUGAGGACGAAACCCCGUCAGAUCCACCAGCGCUUCGCAAAGUAUCCAAAAUAGGUUUCGGCACGAGCAGCAACACUGGGAUAAAGUCAAAUCCUAUAUCGAUCAAGCUUGGAGCAAGUAAACCUAAAGAGCCCGUACCAACAGCCCCUCCUAAAAAGCUUGGCUUGGCAUCCGUCUUCAACGAGGAUGAUGAUAGCGAGCCUGAGGAGAUGCCCCCAGAGGCGAAAAUGAGAAUGAAGAACAUCGGAAGGGAGACUCCGACAUCAGCAGGACCAAACUCCUUCAACAAAGGCAAGCAGGGCUUCUCUGAUAAUCAAAAACUUUGGGAGAGGAAGCUGAAGGCGCACACAGACAAAUAAUGAAGCAAAUCCUUUUCUCGCCACUCAUGGCAUCUCAAGUCUCAGUAAAAUCACACCCGAGAUCUCUACAAAGGCUUAAAUUAUUGCAGCCCCUGCUUUGACCAUGCCCCACCAUGCUUUUAAGUCUUUUAGUGUUCUCGCCUUAUGACCUUACAGCUGAGCAAUGGAAAAACACAACAGUGUGUGCUGAGCAUGACAUCGAAUUGCUAAUAUGAAAGCCUCAUGGCUCCCUUUCCUUCCUGCUACUUCAUCCAUCGCUGGCCAGCUGUUCUUCACCUUUGAGCCGCUGUGCAUAUACAUGUAAAUAUAAGUGUGAUUGUGUUUUGUUUUGGCAUUUGUUUUAUCUAUAGCAGGGUUGCAAAGAGGUGUGGUGACUUUCCAUUGGAACUUGACUUUGGAAGCUUGGGAAAUACAGUAUUCCAAAUAAUGGGUAUUAAUAAAGCAAUGGCUCUUGACUGCAAAUACUAGUAUGUUUGGACACUGCUAACGCAAGGUGCCUCUGUGCCUGGUUGUUUUAGUCAGGACACUGCUAAAAUAUAUUUCGCCCAACUAUAACUUCCUUAUUAUGAGCCAACUUUUAAGUUUAUAAACUGGUUUGUUCCCUUUAAUUCCUGUGGAAAGGUGCCAGCUUGAUGCUAUUCUAGAAUUUUGCAACCCUAAUACUUAGAUCAAUUUGUCAUAUCCAAGAGGGACUUUGACAGAUUCUUUUAGUUAGGUUUUUUUUGUUUACUUUUUUUGCGCGCGUGCUAUCUUAUCCCUCACCCUAUUCCUCCUCUGUUGUAUUUUGGUGUUUUAUCACUUUAUGAAAUUACACCACAAUAAUGUUUGUUUAGUAAUAGCCCCAAAAAUGGAAUCAUCUGUCUUAAGUGUGAAAUCAUGCAAAUACGUAACUGCUCCCUAAAAAAAUAACCUGCUAAUGGUAAUAGACAAGGAGCACCCGUGAAAAAACAAAGCAAGGAAGCCUGAGGAAGAAUAACAUAAGUCACUGACCCGAUGUGAUUUUAGCUUUCUGUUACCUGCAACUUUGAAAUCAACAUUAUAACAUUUAGAAUUCACAAUUGGUUACCUAAACUCUCACAUGAAAUAGCGUUUUAACAAACCGUCCAAUAAACAUUUUGCAAAA
Syngnathus acus (greater pipefish) is the source of this 1682-nucleotide messenger RNA. RefSeq names its product PEST proteolytic signal-containing nuclear protein-like. Gene Ontology annotation, biological process: protein ubiquitination; proteasome-mediated ubiquitin-dependent protein catabolic process. The coding region runs from base 47 to 559 and encodes 170 amino acids. Gene Ontology annotation, cellular component: nucleus. The record is from RefSeq and is a predicted model, not a curated record. The transcript has 5 exons. NCBI's taxonomy places the organism in Eukaryota, Metazoa, Chordata, Actinopteri, Syngnathiformes, Syngnathidae.